GGAACGCUGCGGAGGUGGAAUUAUGCUUCGGAACUACUUACCAACGCAUAUUGACGAAUGUCGCUCUCAAUUUCUCUUUCUCCAAGAAUUCAGACCACCGCAUAGCGACCUCGGAUCUCUAAAAUGCCUAAGAAAGUGAGAAGGGUGGCUGUUAUUGGGGCCGGUCCGGCUGGGGCCAUCGCAACGGACGCUCUGGUGAAGGAACAGGCGUUUGAUGUUGUACGCGUCUUCGAACGGCGCGACCUGGCUGGAGGAACCUGGGUCUUUACUCCAGAACUGCCGCCCCGAAUCCCGUCCUUGCGCGCCUUAGUCGAACAACGUGCAAAUGCCUCCAUCGAGAUCCCUGGAGGCUUUCCUGCAGAGACGCCGAGAUCUGAAAAGAAUAACUCUCACCAAUUCCGAUACUCAGACACUGGUGUUCAUGAGACGCUGCACAGCAAUAUCACACCUGCAGUCAUGGCGUUUACGCAAGAGCCAAUACCCCAGAUCUUGUCCGACCGGACCCUGGCGCAAUAUGGCCCAGGCGCCCCAUUCAGACAUCGAGAACUUAUUAGAGAAUGGGUGGAAGGAAUCUUUACUCGUGGGGGCCACGAUAAGUUGGUCGAGUUCAGCACCACGGUUGAGCUUGCCGAAAAGAAAGGGGACCAGUGGGUUCUCACGCUGCGAAAGGUGGUGCCGGGAAAGUCAAAGGACUACUGGUGGCAAGAAAGCUUUGAUGCGGUGAUUGCGGCAUCAGGUCAUUUCUACUUGCCUUACAUCCCCGAUAUCCCUGGUCUUGUCGAAUUCGAUGAAAAGUUCCCCGGCAGAAUUAAGCACAGCAAGCAUUUCCGUGACCCUGAAGAGUUCCGGGACAAGAAAGUCAUUAUUGUCGGAGGCUCUGUUUCUGCAUUUGAUGCGCUACACGACAUUCGACUGGUCUCUCAAAAGCCAGUCAUUGCAUCUCUCAGAGAACCACUGGCCGCAUUCGGGUGGGCGCCUUUCACCCACCCCGAUAUUGCCAUCAAGCCACAGCUCAUCAAUUUCUGUCCUAAAAGUGGACAUAUCACGUUUAGUGACGGAAGUAGCGUGGAUGGUGUCGAUGCCGUCGUCUUUGCGACGGGUUAUGACUUUAGCUUCCCAUUUUUGCCCAAGCAGAAGGUGGAGAACAGGCGAGUUCCUGGACUUUACCAGCAUGUCUUCAACACCAAUGAUCCCACCCUUGCAUUCGUUGGAAUGGUAACUGGCGGCUUUACUUUUCGCGUCUUCGAGUGGCAGGCCGUCGCAGCAGCACGAGUCUUUGCGGGCCGCGCGAAGUUGCCCCCUCGACUUGAGCAGGAAAAGUGGGAAAAGGACAGGUUGGCGUACAAAGGCGACGGCGUUCCCUUCUUCACUCUGGCACCCGACUUUGAGCAAUACUUUGAGGCAUUGCGGGCAAUCGCCGGUGAGCCUGCGCAGGGGACUACAGGCAGAGUUUUGCCAAAGUUCGACCCAAAGUGGCUCGAAGCGUUCUCAGAGGUUCUCGACGCCAGAAUUGAGUGGUGGAAGAAAGAGACUAAGAAGGCUGAAGAUCAAUUGAAGCUUGCGUUCAAGUCGAAGCUGUAG
Colletotrichum godetiae is the source of this 1581-nucleotide messenger RNA. RefSeq names its product thiol-specific monooxygenase. Lineage: Eukaryota; Fungi; Ascomycota; Sordariomycetes; Glomerellales; Glomerellaceae. The transcript has 4 exons. Bases 124 to 1581 code for a protein of 485 amino acids. Gene Ontology annotation, molecular function: NADP binding; flavin adenine dinucleotide binding; N,N-dimethylaniline monooxygenase activity. The record is from RefSeq and is a predicted model, not a curated record.